This is a messenger RNA of Tachyglossus aculeatus (Australian echidna), 2653 nucleotides long. It is a transcript of the gene PANK1, whose product is annotated as pantothenate kinase 1. Gene Ontology annotation, molecular function: pantothenate kinase activity; ATP binding. The record is from RefSeq and is a predicted model, not a curated record. The transcript has 8 exons. Gene Ontology annotation, biological process: coenzyme A biosynthetic process. Gene Ontology annotation, cellular component: nucleus; cytosol. NCBI's taxonomy places the organism in Eukaryota, Metazoa, Chordata, Mammalia, Monotremata, Tachyglossidae. Bases 10 to 1266 code for a protein of 418 amino acids.
GCCCGGGCUAUGGGGGAGCCGGGGGACCGGGCUCGGCACAGCCCCGCCGCCCGCGGCCUCCUCCUCCUCAACGGCUUCGGCCCGGACCCGACGCGGACCCCCGACCCGGAGGCCCCGGCCAAGAGGAGCCGGCUGCGGCGGAGGGCCGACUCGGGCCCGCGCACACGCCCACCGUUCCCGUGGUUUGGUAUGGACAUUGGCGGAACGCUGGUUAAAUUGGUCUACUUCGAGCCACGGGACAUUACGGCUGAGGAGGAACAGGAAGAAGUGGAGAACCUGAAGAGCAUCAGGAAGUACUUAACCUCCAACACGGCCUAUGGGAAAACCGGGAUCCGAGACGUCCACCUGGAGUUGAAGAACCUGACCAUGUGUGGCCGGAAGGGGAGUCUCCACUUCAUCCGCUUUCCCAGCUGUGCCAUGCACAGAUUUAUCCAGAUGGGGAGUGAGAAGAAUUUCUCCAGCUUGCACACGACGCUGUGUGCCACGGGAGGUGGGGCGUUCAAGUUCGAAGAAGACUUUCGCAUGAUCGCUGACCUGCAGCUCCAUAAACUGGAUGAACUAGACUGCCUCAUCCAAGGCCUGCUCUAUGUGGACUCUGUAGGCUUCAAUGGCAAACCCGAGUGUUACUACUUCGAAAAACCCACGGACCCCAACCUGUGUCUGAAAAAGCCGUACUGCCUUGAUAACCCGUACCCUAUGUUACUGGUCAACAUGGGCUCGGGAGUGAGCAUCCUAGCGGUCUAUUCCAAGGACAACUACAAAAGAGUGACAGGGACCAGUCUCGGAGGUGGAACAUUCCUGGGGCUGUGCUGUUUGCUGACAGGCUGCGAGACUUUUGAAGAAGCGCUAGAAAUGGCAGCUAAGGGAGACAGCACCAAUGUGGACAAGCUGGUGAAGGACAUCUACGGAGGAGAUUAUGAGCGGUUUGGCCUCCAAGGAUCAGCCGUAGCAUCAAGCUUUGGCCAUAUGAUGAGUAAAGAAAAGAGAGAUUCCAUCAGUAAGGAGGACCUGGCCAGAGCCACCCUCGUCACCAUCACGAACAACAUUGGCUCCAUUGCUCGCAUGUGUGCACUGAAUGAGAACAUUGACAGGGUGGUGUUUGUGGGGAAUUUUCUCCGAAUCAACAUGGUCUCCAUGAAGCUGCUAGCUUAUGCCAUGGAUUUCUGGUCCAAAGGACAACUAAAGGCACUAUUCUUGGAGCAUGAGGGUUAUUUUGGAGCUGUGGGGGCCCUUCUGGAAUUGUUCAAAAUGAACGACGAGAAGUGAAGGUGCCCACAACGGGAAACAACCCCCUGUGUAAGCUACUGCUCUGCUGCUGGAAACAGACUAUCCCCAAGACUGCCAAUGGAAACAAAGCCAUUUGGGCAGUGGCACCUGCUGGAUUUGUAAAUAAUUUAAAUCCUUUUAGUUGAUCUUUAAACUCAUGGGAUCUGAGCUUGAACUUCAAAAUUCAUAUGGGGAAUACAAGAGACCUUUUUCUGUAUAUUGUAUUUUUUAAAGAGAAAGAGUGCAACAUGGCCAAAUGUACUGAUUUUUCUGCAUUAAUUUUAAGAAGCUGAAUAAUGUUUGAAGAAGGACCUGAAAUGUGAGAGCUGUUUUCUUCUGGGGUUUACUGAUCAGUGUGGUAAUUUAAACUUCAUUUAGUAAUUACUCUAGGAGAUUUUAUCUUUACUUAUAUUUUUCAUGACGUUUCAUGAUUUGCUCUUGGUUUCAAAUGAAACUGCAAAGCUGGCAUGUUGACUGUGAAUGUUAUUUUUGGCCUUUGGGUUUUGUUUGUUUUGGGGUGGGUUUUUUUGGGUGGGGUGGUGUUGGUCUUGUUUUUGUGUUAGUAAAUGACCUCUACUAAAAGGGAAUGCCAACCCCAUCACCACUUAUUCUGGGAUUCCUCCACCCCCAACUAAAUGCCCUUUCUUUGGCUGUUAGUGUUGUCCAUGUUAGCCCAGACGAUGCCCAGUUUACUAAAGUCCCAACCCUAGGAGAAGCAUCUGCCCCGAGAAGACUGUUGAGUGUGUGAAUAAGGAAGAUCUCCGUCCUUUUGCAGUAUUAUAUUGGAUGGACUGAAUGUGGGGAGUUCAGAACUCAAAUGAAGCGUUCCUUAGUGCUAAUUCUCUCUGGCCUUCAGAGAGAAGGGCAAGGCCAUGGCUCAAAAGUUGUCAGUCCUACCUAUUCCAAUGGGAGUCACUGUUAUUGAGGCAUAAGUAAAUUAAGAUUGUGGACUAGGGUGCUGGGAAACGCUUAGCACGCUGUGUGUCUUUUUGAUGUGUGCACCCGGGAGCCUGUGGUGAAGUGUCUUGCAAAUAAAACAGUCAGGGUUAUUUAAGUUUUUGUAUUAAAAAUCAAACAAAAACACUCCUUCAAGUCCCAGUUUCUAACUUUGAAACAAAUUCUUGCUAAAUUGAUCUGGCUAAGGGGUGAUGAGUAUUUUGUAUAUUCUUGUAAAUGAACCCUAGCAUGAGCCCAAAUUCUGGAAAGAGGGGCAACAUUUAGAAGGAAAGGUAUUUGGAUUUUGGAGAAGCUAUACUGUUAUUCAAGAGUUUUUACCUAUUAUCAUCUGAACAGAUCAUUCAUUUUCGUACCUUCAGGUUUGGGGAGAAACUGAUAGUAGAUGAAAUGUUGAUUUGUCUGGUUGAAAUAAAGCCCGUUUCUGUUGUCA